Molecule: messenger RNA, 3072 nt
Organism: Cajanus cajan (pigeon pea)
Lineage: Eukaryota; Viridiplantae; Streptophyta; Magnoliopsida; Fabales; Fabaceae
Product: U3 ribonucleoprotein (Utp) family protein
Biological process (GO): rRNA processing
Cellular component (GO): small-subunit processome; nucleolus
Source: RefSeq, a predicted model, not a curated record
UAGGGUUUUAGUCUUACUUCACCUCCGUGCUCGAAAAACAAAAACACACUCUUCUCUCUCCCGCGGAUCGUGUGAUUGCUCUGAAACCGCCACAAGAAUGGGAGAAAGGAAGCGGAAGGAGAGAGGCGAAGGUAACAACCAAAGCCAGAAAUCGAAGAGAAAACCAAACGAUAAACGGAAGAAGAGAGGCCCUCGUUUGCCCUCAUCUCUGCAAAAACAGCUCGAAAGUUUAAACCCUCCCACUUCCUACGACAGCGUCGAUUCCGACGACGACAAUGAUGUAUACGAAUACGAGGAAGAACGUGCUGAGGAAGAGUCCACCAGGAAUAAGCGUUACGACCCUGCUUCCGUCAACGAUGACCUUUCUCAAGUGCUCGAGGAUGAGAAUGUGCAAUCUGAUGAUGAAAGUGAGGAUGAUGAUCACAUUGGGACAGAGAGGAAUGGUAACGCUAUGACUGACGAUUCUGGAGAGGAAGAUGACGGAAGGCAUGGAAGGAUGUUACAAGCAAUAACUGGUAUGCCGAGUGAGGCGUUUGAAGAGAACAAGAAGAAAAAAAAGAUGAUGGACAAUAUUAUACCAGAGCUGUAUCCAGAGUCUGAAUAUAAUCCUAGUCGCGAUGUUAUGGAUGGUGAUGGACGCAUUAGCAUAGAUGACCUACUGGAUUCUCUUCGUGAAAAACCUGGUUAUGGAAAACUUAGGAAGAGAUCAGAUCGAAUUAAUAAGAAUUCUAGAACUAUGCAUGCACCACUUUCAAAGGCAGUUCAAGCAAAGGUAGAGAGGAAGGCAGCAUAUGAAACAUCAAAGAAAGAUGUCACUAAGUGGCAGCCUAUUAUUCAGAGAAAUAGAGAGGCACAAACUAUUUUUUUUGAUGAAAAUGUAGACUUAGGGUUUUCAACUAUAGGAGCAAUAGCUUCCGAAUUUGAACCCAGAACUGAAUUUGAGAAGAAAAUAGCUGCACUAGUUCAUGAUGACAAAGUUAUGGAAGCUCAUAAACAGGAUGGAUCUAAGCUUCUAGAAAUGAACGAGGUCUCUGUUGAAGAUGAGAAAGAUAGGCAAAAUCGGAUUGCUAAAUUGCGGAGCCUUUGUUUUCGUCAUGAAAUGAAGGCAAAGCAUAUUAAAAAGAUAAAGUCCAGAACAUUUCAUCGUUUGUUGAAGAAAGAUAAAUUAAAGGCAGAAGCUUCUCAGAUACAAAUGGACCCUGAAGCUGCCGAGGAAUUUGCCAUGAAACGAGAGCGUCAAAGAGCAGAGGAACGCAUGACACUGAAGCACAAAAACAAGAAUCGGUGGGCUAAGCGUAUCCUACAGCGUGGUUUAAGUAGUCAGGAUGAAGGAACUCGCGCUGCCAUUGCUGAACAACUUCAAAAGCAUUCUGAUUUGACUAGAAAAAUGCAAACCAUGGAGGGUAGCAGCAGUAGCAGUGAAGAUACCAGUGAUGAGGAUGAUGAGAACUCUGCUGGUUCUGAUCAGGAUAGGACUCGCAAGGUUUUGGAAAAAGCGAAAGAAAAAACAAUGAAAGUGUUGGAUGAAGAGGAUGAAGUUCCCAAAUCAGGAUUGCUUUCUUUGCCUUUUAUGAGGCGCGGAUUGGAGAAAAAAAGAGAGGCAGUUGUUGAAGAAGCCAACCUUGCAUCCCAAGAAUAUGAAAAUCUGUUGAAUUCUGGUGGCUCAGAAGAUCCAAAAGUGGCUUCUACCAGUGGUAGAAGAGUAUUUGGAACAUCAAAAGCCCAGAUAUCUGAUACGAGUAAUAAGGGUAAAUCAGAUAACUUUUAUGGUGGCAGUGAUAGUGAGGAUGACUUGGGGACCAGCAAAAGUGGCAGCAUUGAGAAUGAGGGAAGUGGGCUUUUGCAUAAGGAUGUAAACAAUGAUUCAGUUGUAAUUCAAGAAGACACUGAUACUCACCAGGAAUCUGUAUUUAAGAACAUUGAUGAGAUUAUUAAGAAUCCUGGGCCAAAAACUACAUAUGAAGUUUCUAUAUUUGUGUCGGAUGCAUGGAAAAAGGCAAAAAACCAAAAUGAAGACAGAACUAUCAAGAAGUCUCCAAAGCUUAAUGGGCCUGUUAAGCAAAAUAUACAAGAUACUGAAAAGGAAUUUGGAGAGGAUAGUGAUACAGAUAGUGAAGGACAGAUGGUGGAUGGAAUUCUUUCUUCUGUUUCUAAAGUGUCGUAUGAACUUCCAUCUCAAGAGGAGCUCAUUCAGCAAGCUUUUGCUGGGGAUGAUGUAGAAGAUGAUUUUGAAAAAGAUAAGCAGGAGGUCCUCAACGAAGAAAAUCCUGAGCCAGAAAAGCCUCUAUUACUUCCUGGCUGGGGCCAGUGGACACAUAUACAGCAAAAAAAAGGUUUACCAUCUUGGAUGUUGAAAAAACAUGAAGAUGCCCGGAAGAAGAGGGAAGAAUCCCUCAAAAAGAGAAAGGAUGUUCAACUAAAAAAUGUGAUUAUAUCUGAAAAGAUAGAUAAGAAGGCUGAGAAACUACAUACUAAAUCAUUGCCAUACCCUUUUACUUCCAAAGAGGUAUUUGAACAAAGCAUGCGGGUGCCCAUCGGUCCUGAAUUUAAUCCAGCAACUGCAAUUGGUCCUCUUAACCGGCCUGAAGUGGUGAAGAGACCAGGUGUUAUUAUAAAACCAAUAGAGUUUGAAGAUGUAAAUCCUCAUGAGAAAACAGAGCAACGGAGCGGAGAUAAGCAAAAGUUGAAGAGAAAUAAAGGCAAUGAUGGUAAUCCCAAGAAAAAGGCGAAAGUGGGGGGAAAAAUUUAAUCGGCACGAGUUUUGGUUCUGAGGCAGUUCUAGAAAUUUUCAGUUCAGUUUUUGGAAAGACAAACUUUUCCAGAUUAAAAGAAGCCCAAGCGAGGUCAAGAGUUUACCAGUCUGGGGAGGCGGAAGUUUAUUGUAUUUGUAUGCAAGGGAAGAUAAUAGAAUUUUUGACAAAAAUAGUUUUUUUUUUGGGUUCCCCUUCUUAUCGUUGUAAGGUUAAAUUUAUCAUUUUUUAAAUAAUUUAAUGGCCCAAUUGAUAUAAAUAUGUUUACUCCUAAGGUGGUGGAAAUGAUAUAUUAUUUAUGUGACAUAUUUUUCUCUCUCUA